Messenger RNA from Somion occarium, 927 nucleotides. NCBI's taxonomy places the organism in Eukaryota, Fungi, Basidiomycota, Agaricomycetes, Polyporales, Cerrenaceae. The record is from the annotation of a GenBank genome assembly.
CAACCCAACGUCCAGCCACCCACCAUGUCCUCCAUUCGUGCAUUGAGCAAACACUCUCGCUCGCUGUCGCGUAGCUUGCAGAUACAGCAAAGCUCGCAACGCUCAUUCCAUUCACCGUUCAUUGCAUUGUCCUCGAAUACGUCACCAAUUACGAACCCUCCUCCUCCAACGUCGAAUUUCUCAUCGAUAUACGAGAAGCAACUCGAACACUUGUCUGAACCAGUCCUUUCGGGUUCUGGACAGCGUACUUACGUUGUAUCCGAGCCUGAUCCCGCUCAUACCCCAUACGAAGUCCCUUCUGGCGCGUAUCCCACGUCCGCCCCAUACCAGAAUUACACCCUUACGGAGGCUCCUUCGGACCUUCCGAGGUCCUCGACAAGUGCGAGCUACGCACAUCCGUUUACUACUCGCGCAGUUCCGCAAAACGAUUCAGGGGUGAAUGAUAGCGCUGCGGUCAGAUACAGCGAGGCUCCAGGCGAGCUUCACCAGAAGGGCGGUAGCUAUGGAGGACUUGGAUUGAUGGAUGCAAAGACUACGAGGAAAGGAAAGGGCGAGUUGGCGGAUAGGAAUCUUGCGCCUGAUAACCCCAAGGUUGCAGAGAAGUUCUCCGCUGCCGGCGUUGACAACGCUUGGAAGCAGCGAAAGUAGCGGGUCGUAUUCUUAUUCUUUCAGAUAUCUUGGGGGUCUUGCGAGGCAUACUUGGCGGUCGUUAUGGUUCUGUUUAAUGCUCACGGUUAUCUUUGGAUCUUGUCUUCUUGUACCAUAUCUUGGGGCUGUAUGAUUCGUGUACUAUAUGCUGUCGGUCUUGUUCUCUCUUUUUCUCUUGCAAUGUUCUGCUUGUCCUGUUUCCUCGUAUUCACUGACUGGGCUUUUUUUCAAUAACCAAACUCUGUACUGUCGCAUACAAUGAUACGAAUAUUGGUCUCU